AUGUCGUUCCUCCGACGCACUGCCCAUAACCUGACGCCCCAUGCCCGGCUGUCAUUGACCGCCGCCGCGCCCCGAGCCGUCCGUUCUCCCGCCGCAGGCUUCGCCGGGCCGGCAUCAUGCGUUGUUCCGAGCCGACGAGGCCUUCACAUCGGCGCCUUUGCCGGCGAGGUCAUCCAGUCGACGGCAUCCGCCUUCAGUUGGUUCCACGUCACUACCGGUGUACCGUGGUACCUCGCCAUCCCGUUGCUGGCCGUGAGCGUCAACGUAACCCUCAGGCUUCCCCUCCAAUUCUAUGCCGCCAAGCUCCGGUCGAAGCGAGGCGAGCUGAAUCCCCUUGUGGUGGCGUGGGCACGACGGCAUACCAGCACCAUUGCCAGGGAACAGAGCAAUUUGCCGGAACGCAUCUUGAGGCUGCGGAUGGCCGGCGCCAUUGAGAAGUCUCGGCGCAGAAUCUACAAGACCUGGGGCGUCCAGAGGUGGAAAGGCUUUGCGCCGUUGCUCGGCAUAUUUCCGUUCAUCACCAUCUCCGAAGCCCUGAGACGGAAAUGCGGUGCUCCCCUGGGCUGGCUCAGCCAUUCCGUCGGCCUGGGCACUCCGCAGUCCGCGACUUCCAACCUGGGGUCGGUCAACGGCAUGUUCGAUCCGUCUUUGGUGGACGGGGGAUGCCUCUGGUUCAUGGACCUGACCAGCGCGGACCCAUUCUACGGACUCCCCAUAAUCUGCACGGGCAUCCUCGUUUGGAACAGUUGGGGCAGGAUGUCCAAGGACCACAUCCGAGCGCUCCUUUCACUAAACCCCAACGAGAAGCAGGGUCAUGCUCAUGAUACCCGUCUUCCCUCUCCUCUUUGCAGAUCUCCCCAGCGCAAUCUUUCUCUACUGGGCAUCUUCUUUCGGCCUCUCCAACAUAAACGAUACCAUUUUACACCGACUGAUUCCAAGGAAGGACCCGAAGUUCACGGAUGUGCAGAAAAGACCAAACUCUUUGCCAUAUCUUAG
Messenger RNA from Ilyonectria robusta, 996 nucleotides. RefSeq lists its product as uncharacterized. NCBI's taxonomy places the organism in Eukaryota, Fungi, Ascomycota, Sordariomycetes, Hypocreales, Nectriaceae. Gene Ontology annotation, cellular component: mitochondrial inner membrane. The record is from RefSeq and is a predicted model, not a curated record. The coding region runs from base 1 to 996 and encodes 331 amino acids. Gene Ontology annotation, biological process: mitochondrial respiratory chain complex IV assembly; protein insertion into mitochondrial inner membrane from matrix. Gene Ontology annotation, molecular function: membrane insertase activity. The transcript has 2 exons.